GAAAAAUGAAAGCCUAGGUAACUGGUUAGUUAAAUAGAAUUACGUAGCAAUGAGUUAAAGAAAGAACGUUAGAAGCUUUCAUUCUAUAAUUUUAACUUAUGUUUAAGAGGUACAUAAUAUGAAAACAAAGUGGAAUCAUCUUCUUUCCCCAUAGACCUGAAAAGGAACUCCUGAAACAAAAAUGGAUCUAAACCUUACUAUGAAUUUGCCGGACAGGGCAUCAAAGGAUCGUACCUUUAACAUCAAUUUUGCAUGUCAAAGAUGUUGCCAAGCCUUAAAGUUGCAUCCAUCUUUUAUGGAAAUAGAUGACCAGACUCUGUCCGAACUGACCGUUCCACUUUAUCCAAGCACAGAGGAUAGACAAGAGCUCAUUGAGGCCUUUCAAAAAAGAUGUUCCAACAGUAGUGUGAUGAGAAAAAUAGUCUUGCCUGUAAAUUUAUCUGAGGCCACAAGCGACUUUAUGGUAGUUGGGGAAUUAUCCAGCAUGCCGUUGGACAGUGAUCAAUCUCUAAAUAUUACAUCUAUGCUUUUUGACAUCAUGUCCAAUCAGUCUGAUGUCGACCACCCUUUGUGUGAAGAGUGCACAGAUAACUUGCUAGACCAAAUGGAUCAGCAACUGAGGAUAGCAGAAGACGAGUGCAAGGAGUAUCGGGAUUUCUUGGAACACCUCGAAAUGGGCAGUGAAGAAGAUGAUGACCUUGAAAAAUUACAGGCUGAUCUAGUUAAACUGCAAGAAGAGGAAACUAGCCUGGAAAAGCAGUUGUAUGAAAUAGAAGCUGAAGAGAAGAACUUAAAGGAAGUUUUGAAAAAAUGUGAAGAUGAAAACGAAGCUUUGCAGAGGGAAGAAGACAAGCGAUGGCAAGAGUAUUGUCGAAUCAAAAGACAACUGCUGCUUUCUGAAGAUAAUCAAAGAAGUGUAAAAAAUCAGUUGAAUUAUGCUCAAGCGCAGCUUAGUAAAUUAAAUAAAACAAAUGUUUUCAAUGCAACUUUUCACAUAUGGCACAAUGGCCAUUUUGGGACGAUCAAUAACUUUCGUCUUGGCAGACUGCCGAAUGUUCCUGUCGACUGGCCUGAAAUCAAUGCAGCGUGGGGCCAAACGGUCUUACUGUUGCAUUCUUUAGCUAAAAAGAUCAACCUUACAUUUGAGAGGUAUCGUUUAGUCCCUUAUGGCAACCAUUCCUACUUGGAAUCUUUGGAUAAAUCUAAAGAUCUCCCUCUGUAUUGCUUUGGCGGAAUAAGAUACAUGUUAGAUAAUAGAUUUGACCAAGCUAUGGUUGCAUUUCUCGAUUGCUUACAACAGUUUAAAGAAAAAGUGGAAGAUGGUGAUGCUUCUUUCCAUUUACCUUACAGAAUGGAUAAAGGUAAGAUAGAGGAUAUAAGUACUGGAAAAUCGUAUUCCAUUAAAAUCCAAUUCAAUUCAGAAGAACAGUGGACUAAAGCUCUUAAAUUCAUGCUCACGAAUUUGAAAUGGGCUUUGGCAUGGGUGUCUACCCAAUUUCAGGACAGUGCAAGAGGAAACUUUUAAUGUGCCAACUUAAAUGUUUUAGUUAUUAACUACUUUCUGACGGGUCUUUAAGUUAACGAUUUUUAAUGGGAAAUGGACUUUUUUGUGUGUUGAGAAUUGUUUUGAAUUUUGUGAUUAUAUGGAAAGUGAUUUAAUUUAAUGAGACAGUCCUAAUUUUAUUGUGUGAGAUGUCAUCAAAAUAUGUUUAUUUAAAUAAAAUGUACAGAUAUCAGUGUAAUUUAAUGAAUGAAUGAAUGUUAACAAAUGAAUAAUAAAUAGA
This is a messenger RNA of Uloborus diversus, 1784 nucleotides long. It is a transcript of the gene Atg6, whose product is annotated as beclin-1-like. The record is from RefSeq and is a predicted model, not a curated record. Gene Ontology annotation, cellular component: phosphatidylinositol 3-kinase complex, class III, type I; phagophore assembly site; phosphatidylinositol 3-kinase complex, class III, type II. The transcript is spliced from 3 exons. NCBI's taxonomy places the organism in Eukaryota, Metazoa, Arthropoda, Arachnida, Araneae, Uloboridae. Gene Ontology annotation, biological process: cellular response to nitrogen starvation; autophagy; late endosome to vacuole transport. The coding region runs from base 182 to 1525 and encodes 447 amino acids.